Molecule: messenger RNA, 4481 nt
Organism: Asterias rubens (European starfish)
Lineage: Eukaryota; Metazoa; Echinodermata; Asteroidea; Forcipulatida; Asteriidae
Product: WD repeat and HMG-box DNA-binding protein 1-like
Exons: 23
Coding region: 397-3786 (1129 amino acids)
Biological process (GO): DNA repair; DNA-templated DNA replication; mitotic cell cycle
Cellular component (GO): nuclear replication fork
Molecular function (GO): protein binding; chromatin binding
Source: RefSeq, a predicted model, not a curated record
AGGAUAAGUUUACAUGCAUAGCGAACCCCAAAGUACAAUUAUCUUGCACAAACUUAUAAUACAAUUAAAAGUAGCGCUGCACAGAUACAAGCCGACAUAUUAUGUGUUGAACUACUAAAUGUUUCAACCUACUUGGUUCUCUACGUGUACUUUAUUGGUUUAUCAACAGCUUUUUUCCAUCACGUAAAAAAUAUUUUGUGGCACACAAGGAGAGCGCCCUCAAUAGUUUGCUGUCAUCAAUUCGCGGGAAAUCUCGAAGUAUUGCGCGAAACACUGGAUAAAUUUACAGUUAUAUUCUACAUAAGCAGUAAUCCCAAAAAAUCUGGAGUUUUAGCUGCUAUGUUUGGUGUUUUGUACUAAUCUUCAGUGUGAAAAGAUUUCUGUCCAUCCAGAAAGAUGCCUCUCAACAAACAAGAGAUGCGUUUGGGUCACAGUGAGGGCCAUACAGAUGUCUGCUAUGAGGAGACGGGGAACCAGAUCUUGACGUGUGGGAGUGAUGGAGAUGUCAGGAUAUGGGAGAGCAUGGAUGACGACGAUCCACAAUCGGUCAAUGUUGGAGAAGCUGCCUUUGCAAUUGCAAUGAAGGGGGGCAAGCUGUACACAGCCUCAGAGGCUAACACUAUCCAGGCUCAUACUUUUCCAGAGGGGGCCGCUGAUGGUAUCGUUACUCGCUUCACAGCGCCAGUAACACACUUCUGUCUGAGUCAAGACGGAAAUAAAGUCCUGGGUGGUGCAAGUGAUUUUACAAUGAAGUAUGUUGACGUUGAGGGCAGCAAUCAGAAGACAUUCCACGGCCAUAACGCACCUAUCCUCAGUGUAGCAAUCGACCCUAAACUGGAAUACAUUGCGUCCUCCAGCUGUGAUGGAACUGUCAAGAUCUGGAACAUCGCUGACCAAGCUUGGGAAAAAUCUGUGUCCCUUAUUCCUAAGUGCAGUGAUGCAAGCUUGUCGAAAACCUUGUGUAGGUUGUCGUGGAAACCAAAUUCAGGAGAGCUCUUGGCUGUUCCCCUGGAGAAAGAAAUCCAAGUAUUCGAGAGGGACACGUGGGACAUGGCAUUCACGUUGACCCCAACAGAGGUCACUGGGUUUAUCUCCAUUGUCCAGUGGUCUCCGUGCGGUCAGUUCUUGGCCUCGGCUAACACUGAUGGAAGUAUCUGUAUCUGGGAUGUUGGGUCAAGGGAGUGCAUUGAUAGGACUAAACACAACAAGGGUCUAUCAAUCUGUGGAUUAGUCUGGCACCCAACUGGUGGUAAUGAGAUUGCGUAUACUGAUGUCAUGGGAAAUGUAGGCGUGUUGGACAACGUUAUACCAGCGCAUAGGAAGAAGGAAUCUCAGGUAUCUGAAUACAAGCAGUCUGCUGAUUUGUUCGAUGACGAAGCCAUCGACGAAGAUUUCCUUGAUGCUGUUACACAAGCCGAGGUCGAGAAUAAAUUGACCAAUGAGGAUGAAGAUGGUGAUGAUGUCACGCCUGCCACGCAACACAAACGCAUAAUGCAGAUUCAAGAUGAUGACAAUUCAAUUGAUGGCAGUUCCCGUGUCGGUGAUGAUGGGGCUAGCAUCAUGUCCGGUGCACUGGACGCCAUGCAACCCAAACCAGUUGUGUACCAAGGUCCCCAACCUACCCCUCUACAGAAACCAUUUAUCCCUGGUGCCACGCCUGUACACCUAUCAAGUAGAUUCAUGAAAUGGAAUUCCGUUGGAAUCGUACGUUGUUACGACACAGACGACGAAUCCUCCAUCGAUGUUGAGUUCCAUGAUACCUCAGUUCAUCACGCCAUGCAUUUUGAUAACCAGUUGAAUCAUACAAUGGCCGACCUAUCAGCAGAAGCCGUUCUGCUAGCCAGCGAGGGCCAGGGGGAUACAGCAAGCCAAGUGAUCUGUUACCAUUUUGCAUCCUGGGACAACCAGAAAGAUUGGAACACUUCCAUGCCCAAGGGAGAAAAUAUCAAGGCGGUAACCCUUGGUUUUGGAUGGGUAGCUGUAGCAACCGACAAGCGAUUAGUUCGACUGUUCAGCAUUGGUGGUAUGCAGAGGGAAGUAAUUGCCGUACCAGGUCCAGUGGUGUGCCUUGCUGCUCAUGGUAAUCAGCUAUUGGUGGUGUACCAUGCUGGGGCGGGAGUACCAGGGGAGCAAUGCCUUGGGGUCCAGUUACUGCAUGUCGGUGGGAAGAAGAAACAACAAAUCUGUGGUGGUCGGUUACCAGUGAGCCCAAAGGCGUCCCUUGCUUGGUUGGGUUUUUCAGCUGAAGGGACACCUUGUGCCGUUGACACUGAGGGCGUGGUCAGAGUCCUAAAUAGAUCUAUGCUGACAUGGAUGCAGAUUGCUAACACCAAGAACCAUACCAAGAGUCGCUCAGACCAUUUCUGGGUGGUAGGAUUGAACGAGAGCCCACAGCAACUGCGAUGCAUUCAGUGUAAAGGAGCUCCCUUCCCUCCUACGCUACCCAGACCUGCCGUCAUGGUGCUACCGUUCCAAAUUCCCCUUUGUGACCUGGAAACGGAGAAGGGACAGAUAGAGGAGUCAUAUUGGAGAGCGGACACCUUGAGCAGACAUAUUGACUACAGCACAUCCCAAGGCUAUGAUGAAGACGAGAUGAACAAAGCACAGGCUGAGCGAGAAAAGCAAGAUAGCAUUAUGAAGCUCUUUGCAUUGGCCUGUCGCACCGACAGGGAGUUCCGCGCUGCGGAGAUCUGUCAGCUCAUGACGUCCCAGCAUGCCGUGUCCCUCGCCAUAAAAUACGCCAGCAGAUCACGCCGGAUGGCGUUGGCCGAGCGACUCAACCUAUUGGCACAGCAGAUGAUGGAAGAAGAAAUGGCUGCCAUGGAAACCGAGCAAGAAGAGGAGAAUGAUGUGUAUCAGGCACCACAUCACACAGCGAGGGACAGAAGCACGUCUGAAUGGUCAACGAUAUCCAGAGCAAGACCUCCAAAUCGCCAGGCAUCAAGACAAGAUCAUGAGGAGGAGGAGGAGGAGGAGGCUGAGGUAGAAGACGAGGAUCAACCGAUGGAUGAGGAUGGUGAAUAUGAUGAAGAUGGAGGAGAUGGUGAGAUGCCUGAGAUGAAAUCAAGACAAACUCCCGCACUGGUCAUCAAACCCAAGAAAGAUAUGCAUCCCAAGUCUGCUCUACCCAGCAGUCAACCAAGGAAGAACCCUUUCAAGAAGAACUCCUCUUCUGAAUCUCAGGUGGCUAGCAAAGGAAGUAGCGUCUUCGAUAACAUGAAGAAGACAUCUAAGAUCAAACUCAAAAGCCCUCCUUCUGAGAAGCCGAUCGAGUCCAAAGCGAAGAAAGGCAAGACCCAAGCUACUCUAUUCGGCAACAUGAAGUCACCCAAACAAAAGGAGAAAGAUGAAAACACUAAGUCGGAAACAGAUAAUUUUGCUGCAGUUAAGAAAGCGCCAUCUGGAUUUUCCUUCUGGCUGUCUGAGAACCAGCCGGGUCUAGCUGAGGAGAGUCCUGAACUAUCAGAGGCGGAUCUUGUCAAACUGGCCAUGCAGAAAUGGCGAUCACUCACACCAGAAGAGAAAAAGGAAUGGGGAGCCAGGGCUAAGAAAUCUGUCGAACCCUCAGAACCGGAUGCAGAUCCCAAAGAGAACAAUGCACAAGAUACUCUCACUGAGGGAAAGAAACGCAAACUAUCAACGGACGAUGAGGUCAAGCAGGGGUCAGAGAAGAGGGUCAAAGGUCAACAAGGAAAAGUGAAUAAUCAGAAUGGGGUUGCACCAAAGAAACCGCUACUCUCAUCAACGAAUUCAAAACUUGCUGGGUUUGCCUUUAAGAAAGAUUAGUUUGUAUAUAUUAAUUCAGCAGUUAGUUAUCAUUUUCCCUCCCAAAAUUGUGCCGCUGCUCAGUAAUCAAGCAGCAUUUUCAACCUUCAGGUCUUGUGCCUCUCAACACUUUUUGUGAAAUAUACUGGGUUUUUUCAUUGUAUGCAUUUUGCGGUUCUCGUUGUGUUUGUAUACAACAGUCCUGGUUUUUCUCUUUUGACUUUCCAAAAGCGCUUUGAGACGUCACUGUAAUUUGGGGCUAAAUAAAAAAUGACUUCAGCACUUUUUAUAUCUUAAAUCAAAUAAUAAACCCAGCCAGUUUAUUAAUGGAAACUGACCGGGUUAUUAUUUGACAAUGAUAAAGUUACUUCCUGGCUGUCGCUUCCUAUGUUGGUUGUCAUGGGUAUGACCUCUAAACAAAUAUAACGACAAAAUAGGGAGACUGCCACUAUAGGCCUAGAUAGCCGAGUUGGCAGAGCACCGGCACGUUAUUUCAGGGGUGGUUGGUUCAAAUCCAGCUCCAAAAUUUUGUUUGUUGUUCAACCCAAUGGUUGUUUAGUAGCCAUUUGAAUGAAUUUACCAAAACAUUUACGUUUAAUAGUAUAUUUAAGUACAUUCUAUUGAUAUUUAAGUUUGAAAAGCAAGUUUAAAAAUUUGUUUUGCCUUGGUCGAGUUGGUCUUUGAAAAGCGUUUGUAACCUAUUGUUAUAAAAUGCA